Molecule: messenger RNA, 2004 nt
Organism: Nilaparvata lugens (brown planthopper)
Lineage: Eukaryota; Metazoa; Arthropoda; Insecta; Hemiptera; Delphacidae
Product: apyrase
Exons: 10
Coding region: 349-2004 (551 amino acids)
Biological process (GO): AMP catabolic process
Cellular component (GO): plasma membrane
Molecular function (GO): metal ion binding; 5'-nucleotidase activity; nucleotide binding
Source: RefSeq, a predicted model, not a curated record
GUCUAUUGGAGAAGGAAGCCGAUGUGGCACGCUGGCAAACUACUCGUGCCAACAACACUUGAUACCGUACUGAGUGAAAACGGACGAAUCAAGCAGUAGCCUACUUGUAGUCUGCUCUAGAUGUAGUAACACUUGACAAGAAAAGUUAGUACAGUGAAAUUCAUUUAGUACUUGAAUUCUGUCAUCAAGGUAGUUGUCAACGAACGUGAUAUUAUGUAAAAUGGACUUAUCAUACAACGACCUUGUUAAAAUUUGAUACUGUAGUUCUGCUAUGAAUCUAUUUCAACUGUCAUCAAUCAAUAAUCAUUACUGAAAACUUUAGUUUCGCAAAAAAUAAAGUUUGUCAGUAUGGCAUAUGCUGCCUCAAUGAUUAAAUUGUAUCUAUUGCCGGCUGUUUUUCUGUUCUUUGGAAGUGUUCAUUGUGAUCUGAAUCUUCAAAUAUUGCACAUCAACGAUUUCCAUGCCCGCUUCGAGCCAGUGGAUGCCCAAUACUCGAGCAGAUGCCGCCAGGGGGAGGAGAGCACUUGUGUCGGAGGAGUAUCAAGAAUUUACAGCCUCACGAAAAAAAUCAAAGACCAGUUCAGUAAUACUUUAGUUUUGAAUGCUGGUGAUAACUAUCAAGGAACACUCUGGUACACUUUAUUCAAGUGGAAUGUGACUGCUGAGUUUCUGGGCAAAGUGCCAUUCGACGUUAAUGUAGUGGGAAAUCAUGAUUUUGAUGAUACAAUUUCUGGACUAAUACCGUUUCUCAAGAAUGUACCAUUUCCAUCUGUAGUGGCCAACAUAGACAUGACAGAUGAACCCAGUCUCAAACCAUUCAUAAAGAAGUCGAAAGUUCUUGAAAGAAGCGGACGAAAGAUAGGCGUUAUUGGAUAUGUUCUACAAAAGUUUCCAGAAAUGUCUAGGACAGGGAAGCUGAAAUUCUCUGAUGAAGCUACAGCUGUUGCAGAGGAAGCUUCAAGACUCAAAGCAGAGGGAGUUGACAUAAUAAUCGCUCUAUCUCAUGCAGGAAUUGAGAAGGAUAUCGAAGUUGCUAAGAAGGUAGAUCUUCUGGAUGUCAUAGUUGGGGGACAUUCUCAUACAUUCAUGUAUACAGGAACUCCGCCAUCCAAUGACACACCAAAAUACGAGUACCCAUUUGUAGUUGAGCAGGACUCGAAAAGGAAGGUUCUUGUGGUUCAAGCUGGCUCCUAUUCACGAUAUCUGGGCUUUCUGAAUGUGACAUUCGAUGAUUUGGGAGAGGUGAAAAAUUACAAUGGAAAUCCCAUCUACCUGGACAAAAAUAUUCCUUCAGAUCCUGAGAUGGAUAAGAAGUUGAAACCUUGGAAAGUAGCUGUUGAUCUGAAAGGGAAUCAAAAGCUUGGAAUGACGAAGGUGGAUUUGAAUGUGAGGGAAGGCGUUUGCUACAGGGAAGAAUGCAACAUGGGAAACUUCGUAACAGAUGCCAUGGUCCACAGUGUAAGUAUCAUUGGCUUAGCUGGAUCCAAUUGGCCUACAUCAACUUUCAACUUCAACCAAUUCGCAUCCAUUAUUGUUACAGACAUUACAUAUGCAGAUGUCCUAACAGUGAUGCCUUUUGAGGGAACAAUUGAUGGAGUCCUAGUUAAAGGAAAAACAUUGAUCAAGGCAAUUGAACACACAUUCAAGGCGCAAAACUUUCUACAAUGGGCAGGAGCAUACAUGGAAUUGGAUCCUCAUGCACCUGAGGGCCAGCGAGUCAAAGCUCUAAAGCUGACAUGUACAGAAUGUUCGGUUCCUGAGUUGAUAUCUGUAGAUAUGAACAAGUAUUAUAAUGUUUUGAUGCCCUCAUUUAUUUACCACGGAGGAGAUGGAUUCGUCAUGUUUGCUGAGGAAGGCGUCAAUCAUACAGUUGGUGGCAUUGAUAAUGAAGCUUUUAUUGAGUUUAUAAGAAGGAAUGCUCCAAUAACGUAUGGUAUAGAAGAGAGGAUCAAUCUGAUCCAGCCCAUGAAGCAUUCACAAAGAGUUUCUGAAUUGCCAAAGUGA